Molecule: messenger RNA, 264 nt
Organism: Botrytis porri
Lineage: Eukaryota; Fungi; Ascomycota; Leotiomycetes; Helotiales; Sclerotiniaceae
Exons: 1
Coding region: 1-264 (87 amino acids)
Source: RefSeq, a predicted model, not a curated record
AUGGACACCAACGUAGCAUAUCCCGAAAUCAACCCAGAGUCCCAAAGAAUCAUCGAAGAUCUCGCUGCAGGCAUGAGAGAAGACGAAGGCUUUGCCGAAUACACGAAUGAUCGAGAGACAGAAUUACAAAUAUACAUCGAGGAGCGCCGAGCGCAUCUCAAGAUUUUCAUAGAGGAGCGUCAACUAUAUCGACAGAUGUAUCUAGAGGAGCGCCAAGCAGUCUCGAGAAGGAACGCAAGGAGGGCCGGUUCAAUCAAUUCAUGA